This is a messenger RNA of Cylindrotheca closterium, 1146 nucleotides long. Lineage: Eukaryota; Bacillariophyta; Bacillariophyceae; Bacillariales; Bacillariaceae. The record is from the annotation of a GenBank genome assembly.
AUGUCCGACAUAACCUUCAUUGAGAACGCAUCAGCGACCUAUGAAGUGAUCGAGCAGAAUGGUCCACCGGCCAUGCAUCUUCCGUUUGAGAAAGCAAAGGUUGGCAGGGCCGUCAGAGUAGAUGCCCCAGUACUCAAUCCAAUCACCAAUGAAGUUUUGACAGUUUCAAACAUUAUUUAUGAACACCACGAUGAUGGAAGACCUCCAGAACGAGCGUACUGGGUUGGGAGAAAACUGAAAAAGUGCAUCUUUGGAGUGGUGAAGGAAUGUACUGUUCUGAAGUUUAGAAAUGAUUUUGAUACACCAUGGGAAGUGACGGAAGAAAAGGCAGCCGGGAAAAUCAUGUCCUGGCAAAAAAUUAGAGACUUGCAACACAUAGAAGAUCCUCAGAAAGAGGUCGCUGCGAUGCAAUUUGUAUCAAGGGAAUUCCACCCGAAUGUUAUGGGGGUACUGGAUGUUUUGCAAGAUGAAGAGUACCUAUUGAUGUUUAUGCCAUUCUGUAACUCUGGUGAUCUUUUUGGAUUUGUACAACAAGCAGGAAGAUUCCCCGAACCUAUGGCUAGAUUUUGGUUUAAGCAGAUCCUCGAGGGACUGGCACAUUUGCAGAAAAUGGGAGUGUGCCAUAGAGAUAUGUCACUGGAGAACAUUUUGAUUGAUGAAUAUACGAAAUCAUUAGUGAUUGAUUUAGGCAUGUGUCUCCGGGUACCAUACUCGAAUCACAAUGGGGCAGUGGGAGAUGUUACAGGAGGAGGGUUACGGCGAUUAAUACCUCCACUGAUACCUUGUGGAAAGCCAAAUUAUAUCAGUCCAGAGAUUCUGACGAGCGAGGGACCUUUUGAUGGCUUUGCAAUCGAUAUAUGGGCAUGCGGUGUAAUUUUGUUUAUCAUGUUGGUGGGAUUGCCUCCGUGGGAGUUUGCGAGACCAGAGGAUCCGCGGUAUAAGAUGGUCGCAAAGGGAAAACUUGCAAAGAUGCUCAAUAGCUGGCAGAAACCCAUUAGUCCAGAAGCAGCAGACUUGCUGCAACGGAUGCUGAUGGAGAAUCCUCGGGACCGAUUGUCACUUAUGGAAAUCAGAGAUCACCCUUGGGUAAUGGAAGGUGCAGAACAGUCAGAAUUACCGAGAGACAACGAAGGCUGGAGAGGUUAG